Molecule: messenger RNA, 2818 nt
Organism: Paramecium sonneborni
Lineage: Eukaryota; Ciliophora; Oligohymenophorea; Peniculida; Parameciidae
Source: the annotation of a GenBank genome assembly
AUGCGUCUUAGAGCAAUUUCUGAGAAUAAGAAGCCUGCUGGAAUGAGAAAUAUGGGAAGAGAUCUAUCAACUAUGAAAGAAAUGAUUGCUUUUUGGGGAAAGAAAGAAGAACCAGUUAAAUUACCUCCAAUCAAUAUUAUAGAGAGAUCAGACUUUUAUGAACAAAGACCAUUUGAAAUUAAGUUUAAAAUCUAUCAGAAUUGUUUUGCAUAUAAUAAUCUUAUUCAUAAAGAAUUUGAACUAUUGUAUAUUACAACACCUGAUCAAAUGAAUGAUUCAUUUAUAGAAAUUGAGUAUAAAAUUUUAGUAUCAGAUUGUUAUUUUGGCAGACCUACUUUUACAAACACAGAAUUCAGUACCUAAAUUCAAUAUUAUGCUGGCUAAAUUGAUAAAACAAGUAAUUUAUAAUGUAUAUCAAGUUAGUUGCAUGUAUUAAAUUGAAAACAUGCCUGAACAUUUAUUGAGUUCUUCAAAAAGUAUCAGAUCAAUGUUCUAUCAUUAUUAUUUUAGUUCAAAACAUGAUAAUUUACCAUUUAUAUAAGUUCUUAAGACUCCUAUUGUUUUUAGAGAAAAAAAAACUAUGAGAUUUAGAACUCUUAACACAUCAAUAUCUGAAUUAUCAUAAAAUGGGCUUUUAACAUUAGUAUACAUUACAGAGUAAUAUAUACCUUUUUAAAAUAUUUACUCUAAAAAAUUAGAAAUGGGUAAAUUUUCUUAUGAUCAAAAACUCCAUUUUGCUCUUAAAAUAAUGUAGCUUGUAAAUUCAAUUGAAAGAUUAGGAAUAGCUAUUCUAGAAUUAAACAUGGAAUCAAUAUUAAUAACUAAAGGAGGAUAAUUCAAAAUUUCAACAACAAAUUUGAUACCCUUUUUAUAAAUUGCUGCUUAUAAAGAAGUCUGGUCAAUGUAUGAUGAUUAUGAAAAAGUUUAUACACAUUUAUCAUUACAUAAGAAUAUCAAACCACCAGAAAUAAAAAGAAGAGAACCCAUUAAAGAUUUUAGAGCAGUAACACGUUAUAACAUAGGUUUAAUACUCUUAUAGCUCUAUUUUGAUAUUCCAAAUAUUCAAUAUGUAGAUGAAUAAAAAAUGCAAGGUUUAUUAUUUUAACUCAUUCCAAAAAAAAGAUCUGGAAUCAAUGAUGAUUAAAUUGAUAAAUCAAAUAAAUCAAUUAAUUUUGAAUAAAACAAUCCUUUAAGUGCUUUAAUAUUAAGAUUUUUAUCAAUAGAUCCUAUUAAGCGAUUAGAAUUUUCAUUAAAUCAAUUAAUGCAAACAGAAUAUGAAGUAGAUGAUUAUGAUUUUACUGAAGAUAUGCAGCAUUUCUUUUCAAAUUAAAAUGCAUAUUAUAGACCUUAAUCAUAAUCUAGUUAUAAAAGUAAAUAAUCUAAUCAAUUUUAAUAAUAAAAUAGUUUUGUUUCUGGUGAUAACAAUAAUAAUAAUAAUAAUAAUAAUACAUCUUCUUUUGUUAAAUAAUUAUAUUAACCAACAAAUAAUAGUCAAGAUGAUAUGCCUGCAAUAGCAUUAAAAUUACCUGAAUUAACAUAAAGAAGUAGAAAGAAGAUUGGAGCUCCAUCAUAUUAAUCUUAUGUUAGAUCUAAAAAUUUAAUAGCAGAAGUUCAUUUCAAUCUUUAUUUAUAUUAAGCUGCUCUUGAUUAAUGGCAAUAUUUGCUACCAGAUGUAGAAGAAUGUUUUGGUGAAACAUCUCCUGAAUGUGAAUAUAUUUUAGAAAGAAUAUGGGUGUUAUCUUAACAUCUUGGAUAAGAAAGAGUAUUAGAAUAAAUUAGUUAAAAGUAUGUUACAAUAAGAAAGUCAAAUGUAAAAGGAGUUAAAGAAUAAUUAGAAGUUGCUCAUUUACUCUAAGAUUAAGCUAAAGUGAAAGCUCAUACAAGACCUAAUGAAGCUAUUGAUUUAUAUCAUUAAUCUUCAAAAUAAUUCUAAAUGGUUAAAGGUAAGUUUAAUAAUCAUAGUGCUUAUAAUUCAAUGUAAAUUGGUUUAAUUUAUUUAAAACUUAUGAAUAUAGAAAAAGCCAGAAGUAAUUUAGAAUAUGCUGUUUAUAUCUUCACUAAAAUGGAAAAGUCAUCAUUUAUUCCAUUCUUAAUUGCUAUAACAUGGCAAAUUGAUGAUGAAGAGAUUGUCAAAGAACCAGUUAAUAAAAUAAAAUUAUUUUAAUCUCUUUUUUAAUUAGGUUCAUUCUAUUUUAACUUUGAAAGUUAAUAGAAAGCUUAUGGAGUACUUUAAGCUGCUAAAGAUACUAUGGAUGAAUUAAAAUAAGGGGAGCUUUACUCUGAGUAAUUCAUUCUUUAUUCUACUUUAGAUUAAUAAGAUUAUGUAGAACUGAAGUCAUUAAAUUAUACACUGAACUUUCAAGAUGUCUCAUGAGUAAUAAUGAAAUUGAUGAUGCACUUAAAUUAGUUGAAGAAGGAAUUUAAUAAAAUACAGAUCAACUUGAAAUUAAAUCAUUAAUUGAUAUCAAAGUUGAAAUUUUAGUCGCCUAAGGAAAAAUAUCUGAUGGAUUAGCAAGUUAAAUUUUCAAUUAUAUUUAUAGUACUUGGAUUAUGGGCUAGACAAUUUCAAAGAACUAAUAAUUUAACUAUGGAAACUGCUUUUCUACUUAAAGAAGUUGCUGAUUUAGCAUACAAACUUAAAGAUGUACCAUUAUAUUCUAAUUAUUAGUUAAAUGUUGCCUUUAGCUUUUAUUCUGAAUCUUUAGCUAUUUAUUAAAAAGGAAAAGUUAAAGGUUUAAAAUAAAAAAAUGAAAUACAGCAAUACAUCUAAGACAUUGAGGAAAAUCUUUAAUAGAUUUUCUCAAUCUAAAAAAUGUGA